UGGACGAGUCUCGCACUAAAAGUGUCCCUGUGCUGGACAUUUUGACAGACCAAUCAUAUCUGCUAUUCAAAUCACUCUAAUGCCAGUGACCCACAUCUCGUGCGUGUGCGCACACAGCGCGCAGUAGCCUCUCGUCCACACUGCCCACAGCAGCAUGGGGACCGACGGCUUAGACAAGCAGGCGCAGCCGUCCAGCGGCGAGUCUCCGCCGGCUGCAGAGCCACCGAUGGACCGCAGAGAUGCUGACGGAGACACGGAGAGGCCAGCGGCCGGGACUAAGACCGCACACGAAGACUGCGCGGUGGACUUUACCGAGGACGGGUCCAAGCCGCCCCUCUCCCCGGGGUCUGAAUUCGAGUCCGAUGUGCAGGCGGAGGGACACGAAGUCGGAUUCGUGCCACCCGAAGGAGGUUUUGGCUGGUUGGUGGUUUUCGCAGCAACCUGGUGCAAUGGAUCAAUCUUUGGGAUUCAAAACUCUUUUGGAAUCUUGCACAUGAUGCUGGUGAAAGAGCACGCAGACCCCAAGGACCAGACGUCCCAGUUCAAAGUGGCCUGGGUGGGUGCUCUGGCCAUGGGGAUGAUCUUCUUCUGUUCACCUGUGGUCAGCAUGUUCACAGACUCUUUUGGUUGUAGGAAGACAGCUGUCAGCGGGGCCACAAUGGCUUUUAUAGGCCUGCUCAGUACAUCAUUUGCCAACUCCCUGGGCCUUCGGUAUUUCACAUAUGGCAUAUUGUUUGGCUGCGGCUGCUCCUUUGCCUUCCAGCCCUCAUUGGUCAUCCUUGGACACUACUUCCGUCGGCGUCUGGGUCUGGCCAAUGGCGUAGUGACGGCUGGUGCCAGCCUAUUCUCCAUGGGACUCCCAGUUUUCCUCAACAAAGUGGUAGAACCUCUGGGUCUUAGUAGAACCUUCCAGAUCCUCAGCCUCUUCAUGCUUGUCCAGGCCCUGCUGGCAUUAACAUUCAAACCUUUGCUACCAUCUGGAGGAUUCUUGGGGCCAUCUGGCAUGGGUCCCAGCCCUGCUGAAAACCAAGCCCUGUCAGGGUCGUCUGGUCAGAGAGGGAGGUGGAGCAAUGCUCUGGCUGGGGUCAAAAAGUACUUUAACCUUCGUGUAUUUCAUAUCGUCACAUACAGGGUGUGGGCGUUUGGAGUUGCCACAGCCGUGCUGGGUUAUUUUGUGCCAUAUAUGUAUUUGAUCAGCUUUGCCAAUGAGAAUUUCAGCAAAAAUGAAAAGAACUGGGUGCUGCUGGUGUGUAUCGGUGCAUCAUCAGGCAUAGGGCGUCUUGCUUUUGGCAAAAUUGGGGACCUCAUUCCUGGGCUUCAGAAGAUCUACAUGCAGGUGGUGUCGUUCAUAGCUCUGGGGCUCAUGUCCAUGAUGAUUCCUCAGUGCUCGGUGUUUGAGGGGCUCAUGGCUGUGUGUGUGUUCCUGGGCCUGUGUGAUGGAUGCUUCCUCACCAUGAUGGCGCCAAUCGCCUUUGAACUGGUGGGACCCAUGCAGGCCUCACAGGCCAUAGGUUAUCUUCUAGGCCUCAUGGCUCUUCCCAUGACAGCAGGUCCACCCAUCGCCGGUCUCCUACAUGACUACUUUACAAACUACACUGUGGCCUUCUCUCUGGCCGGGGUGCCUCCUAUGGUUGGAGGUGUGGUGCUGUUUUUUGUGCCCCUCAUACACCGCAGACUCCAGCGAAGCCAGGCAGCAGCAACAGCAGAAGAGUCGGCUACAACUGCUCACAUGCUGCCUGCCAGCCAGCCAGUGGAGGCACUCAAGAAUUGCUCCAAUGGAGAAAUCCUGCCUGGUUACACUGGUGUGGAGACGCAUAUCUGAGCCACAAUGUACAAAGGCAUUCACCCCACCAACACCUUACUCUUAAAAGACUCUUCUCCAUCAAAGCUUACACGGAGCUGCAGUAUUCAUACAUGGAGGCUGCUCAACUGGGAACAUAUGCUGGUUGACCUUUAACCUCUCACCCUUUGGGAUCUUUGUUGGCUGCUUAUUUUUUUCUGAGGGGGGAACUCAAAGAGGUAGCUUUAGAUGGAACCCCCUGAGGCACAGUGAUGACAAAAAGACGAUGUCACAUGGUUGGAGUGUUUUCCAAGGAUAAGCACAACUAAACCUCAGCUGUUUGUAAAGGAUGACUGCAGACUGAUAGCUUAUACCUCCAAGAGAAAAUAAAACAAGAUAUUUUUUGUCUGACAGUCAUAGUUUCUGAUUUUGUAGUAUCUAUCUUUCUACUUUAGCCUUUUGAAGCACUAAAAAAAUAUUUUUCUUUCUAUGUAACACAUGAAAGGGGCC
This is a messenger RNA of Thalassophryne amazonica, 2290 nucleotides long. RefSeq names its product solute carrier family 16 member 2 (gene slc16a2). The record is from RefSeq and is a predicted model, not a curated record. NCBI's taxonomy places the organism in Eukaryota, Metazoa, Chordata, Actinopteri, Batrachoidiformes, Batrachoididae. Bases 155 to 1822 code for a protein of 555 amino acids. Gene Ontology annotation, biological process: transmembrane transport. Gene Ontology annotation, molecular function: thyroid hormone transmembrane transporter activity; monocarboxylic acid transmembrane transporter activity. The transcript is spliced from 7 exons.